Molecule: messenger RNA, 1874 nt
Organism: Populus trichocarpa (black cottonwood)
Lineage: Eukaryota; Viridiplantae; Streptophyta; Magnoliopsida; Malpighiales; Salicaceae
Product: cytochrome b561 and DOMON domain-containing protein At2g04850
Exons: 1
Coding region: 432-1640 (402 amino acids)
Source: RefSeq, a predicted model, not a curated record
AAUCAAGAUUUUUUCACUUAUAAUGGCUUAGCUUCAAAGCCAAGCAGCAGACUCUAAGGCUCCUGGAGAAAAUUAUUCAAGAAAAUGAUAGGAACUCUGUAUACCAUCCACAAAAUGAUGGCACACUACAGAGUCGACUCACCAUUACGUAUCCACUACUCAUAAACAAACAAAUGCUAGACUCUCUUUUUCUUAUAUCCACCGAAUUAUCACUCGAAACUGCCUUUCCUUCAAAGUUAAGCACCGCAGGAAACUCCACAGUAGUGAUUCUCAUAGUUUAUUUUUACUCAUCAUGAUAACGUUCUACCACUCUUUCCUGAAAAUAACAUCAUACACCUAACACACAAGUGUUAACAAAAGAGAGCUUGCUGCUGCCUCGAUCCUUCAAGCCUGUGCCAUCCCUUUGUCUUGUUCAUCAUUCUUCCACCGAAAUGCCUCUCUUGUUCGCCCUUGUCCUCUUCCUUUUCUCCUUUCAUGUUCGAACUGCAUUUUCUGCUCAUUGCAGCAUCACCACACCCACUAAGACCUUUGAAAAAUGCAUGACACUCCCUACCCAGCAAGCCUCGAUAGCUUGGACAUUUCAUGCCCACAAUGCCACCCUAGACCUUGUAUUUUCUGGUACCUUCAUCUCUCCUUCCGGUUGGGUAGGGUGGGGAAUCAAUCCUUCCUCUGCUGAAAUGACCGGUACUCGUGCUCUGAUUGCCUUUCCAGACCCCAAUUCAGGUCAGCUAGUCCUUUUACCUUUUAUUUUAGACCCAACAGUAAAGCUUCAAAAAUCACCACCCCUCUCUCGCCCUCUAGAUAUCCACCUUCUAUCCUCCUCUGCCACCCUCUAUGGUGGCAAAAUGGCCACUAUACACAAUGGUGCCGCCAUUCAAGUUUAUGCCACAUUAAAACUUGUACCAAACAAGACCAAAAUUCACUUCGUGUGGAACCGUGGACUAUACGUUCAAGGUUACUCCCCAGCUAUCCAUCCGACGACCUCCAAUGACCUAUCUUCCAUUGCCACCAUCGAUGUCUUGUCUGGUUUCAGUGCUGCCCAUAGAGAUGAUACCAGGACAUUAAAGAUAGCACAUGGAAUCUUAAAUGCUAUCUCAUGGGGUGUCUUACUCCCAAUUGGAGCUGCGACUGCAAGAUAUUUGAGGCACAUACAAGCACUAGGGCCAACAUGGUUUUAUGUACAUGCAGGGAUACAACUUUGUGCUUUUAUCAUAGGAACUGUAGGGUUUGCCAUUGGAAUUAGACUUGGGGAAUUAUCACCGGGAGUGGUUUAUGGGCUACACAGGAAGCUUGGUUUCGCAGCAUUUUCCUUUGGGGCUUUGCAAACACUAGCACUGUUGUUUAGGCCUAAGACCACUAAUAAGUUUAGGAAGUACUGGAAAUCUUACCACCAUUUUGUAGGGUAUGCUUGUGUGGUGCUAGGAGUUGUGAAUGUUUUUCAAGGAUUUGAAGUAAUGGGAGAGAGCAGGUCUUAUGCAAAGUUAGGAUAUUGUCUGUGCCUAUCAACAUUGAUAGGAGUUUGUAUAGCUUUGGAAGUGAAUUCUUGGGUGGUUUUUUGCAGAAAAUCGAAAGAAGAGAAGCUGAGAAGAGAAGGAUUGAUUAGCUGUGGGUCUGGAAAAGGAAGUGGGAUCCAUGGUUAAGAAAUUAACCUCUGAAUUCCAUAAAAAAAGAAAAGAAGAAGAAGAAGAAGACUAUAUAUAUAGCGAUUGGGAUUUUGAAUGGUGCUUUUUGCAGGCCAAAAAUUUGUUCGUUUUUCUUUUUGCGUCAUCUAGGUGUACAUUAAUUAUUUUCGAGCCUUUUAAGAAUGCUCUGCUCUUGUGUUUUAUAUUUUUCAUCGGUUUAUGAAAGAAAAUAAUUCAUUUUUGGUGGUGUUA